Molecule: messenger RNA, 1611 nt
Organism: Tuber aestivum (summer truffle)
Lineage: Eukaryota; Fungi; Ascomycota; Pezizomycetes; Pezizales; Tuberaceae
Source: the annotation of a GenBank genome assembly
AUGGAUUCCUCACCCGUGCGAAGGGUCCUCGACGUGAAUAAUGCUGCCGCUGGUGUAAAACGCCCAGCACCUGGCUCUUUAUUGCCAGCCUUCGAACCGAGUUCCUCCCCACCAUGUUUUAAGCGUCACAAGUCUCGCGUAUCGGAGAGCGAGAAUAGAUAUCCGACCCCUGUUCCCUCAUCCUCUCUCGGCGUCCUCUCGUCCCCCCCCCCUCAGCUAUCGUGCAAACCCGUACCCGAACAAAGUCAACCUGCUCUCUCCGAACGCUCUCCCUUGGGUGGUAUCCCAUCCAUCACCCUGCCGGAAAACGGUGAACCCGUCCUUUUGGGAAGGUCCAGCAAUUCAUCUCACUAUCAGCUUUCUGCCAAUAGAUUGAUAUCACGCGUCCACGUCAAGGCACUAUAUCUAACCACAGCAUCAAGGCCAAAGGUCGAGAUCCAAUGUCUAGGUUGGAACGGCGUAAAGGUUCAUUGCCAGGGCCAUGCCUGGGAGUUGGCAAAGGGAGAUGUGUUCACGUCCGAAACUGAGCAUGCAGAGAUUAUGCUUGAUGUCCAGGACUCACGUGUAGUCCUUGCAUGGCCAGGCCGGUCUCGCUCCGCAAGUCUCCCGGCCCUGGGCUCACCCACUGGUAGGGUAUCCAGGAGUCCAUCCAUUGGAUGGGUAGAUGAUAACGAUGAGAACGUUGACCCCUGCGGCUCUGAUGCAAGAAACAGCAUCCGUCGUUGCGGUGCCAUGCUCGGUGAGAAACGCAACCGUUCACCUGUCUCUCCUCUCCAUAAAAGGGGAGGCGGAAAUUCAUCCUCUAUGCUUUUGUCGGAAUCCCAGAUGACUGACACCUUUUUGGAAAUCUACGAGGAUGAGCCUGUGCCUGACUUUAACGAGGGGGCCCGGUCUACCCUUCCCGAGCCAUCUGAGAAGGAGGAGAUUUCCCAGGCAAUGAGGUCUCUGCUUGGUGACAGUGAGGGCGAAGAUGAAGAUGAGGGUCAGGAUGGUGAUUCUUUUGAGGAUAAUACCGAUGCCAUUGCGCAGAGUUUCCGCGAAGAGGAGCCCUCUCUCCCUCCAAUGGUCACCUUCUCUACCGCCGAACCCCUCGGUGUUCCAGCCACUCCCCCAACCUCGUAUGUUGCCCGCGGAUCAUCCGCCUUCUCCUCACCCAUAAAGCGUCGAAGUGCUUCAGUUUCCCCCACCAAGGCCAAUACUCUCCAGAAUCACAUCACCAACCAACUUGCUUUCUCGCGUCUUUCUUCCACCCCGCUCUCUGCACUCUUGUCAAACCUCCCAUCAUCGCUUGCGCCAUUGGUUAACAAGGAGCGUCUUAUCGAGGUUUUAGAUAGUCUUCCUUGCAUCGGAGAAAUCAAACGAUCCGGUAAAGACGCGGCUGGAAAGCCACUAGAAAGUGAAUAUUACUAUGUCCCCGACCGUGAUACAGAUCUCGGCAGACGCGGUGCUGUCGUGCAGGGAAUGGGGAGAGUUGGGUUGAGGGCGUGUAGAAGAACUCAUAAGGUAAGAUGAUGUGAUCGUGGUUUCUUUGUUUGCAUGGGUAUGAGCAUAAACUAACCGGGUGCUUAGCAAUACUACUGGAGAAAGCCGAAGAAGCCGGCUUACUACUAG